Hibiscus syriacus is the source of this 942-nucleotide messenger RNA. RefSeq names its product serine/threonine-protein kinase SRK2E-like. Lineage: Eukaryota; Viridiplantae; Streptophyta; Magnoliopsida; Malvales; Malvaceae. The coding region runs from base 1 to 438 and encodes 145 amino acids. Gene Ontology annotation, biological process: protein phosphorylation; intracellular signal transduction. The record is from RefSeq and is a predicted model, not a curated record. Gene Ontology annotation, cellular component: nucleus. Gene Ontology annotation, molecular function: protein serine/threonine kinase activity; ATP binding. The transcript is spliced from 7 exons.
AUGAGGGCACGGUUCUUCUUUCAACAGCUUAUAUCAGGAGUCAGCUACUGUCAUGCAAAGCAAGUAUGCCAUCGAGAUUUGAAAUUGGAGAACACAUUACUUGAUGGGAGUCCUGCUCCUCGUUUGAAGAUUUGCGACUUCGGGUACUCCAAGUCCUCAGUGCUGCACUCACAACCGAAAUCAACCGUUGGAACUCCUGCGUAUAUAGCACCUGAAGUGUUACUCAAGAAAGAAUAUGAUGGAAAGAUUGCAGAUGUCUGGUCUUGUGGGGUGACCUUAUAUGUUAUGUUGGUUGGUGCGUAUCCAUUCGAAGACCCCGAGGAUCCUAAGAACUUCCACAAAAUAAUUCAUCGAAUUUUAAAUGUCCAGUACUCAAUCCCAGACUAUGUUCAUAUCACCCGAGUGCCGUCAUCUGAUCUCGAGGAUUUUUGUGGCUGACCCUGCAAAACAACAGAGGAUAUCCAUUCUGAAAUACGUAACCACGAGUGGUUUCUAAAGAACCUACCAGCAGAUCUCAUGGAUGAGAACACGAUGAACAACCAGUUCGAAGAAUCUGAUCAACCGAUGCAAAGUGUUGACGAGAUCAUGCAGAUCAUUUCCGAAGCCACUAUCCCCGCAGCCAAUACAAAUAGUCUCAAUCAGUAUUUGACCAGUAGUCUGGACAUCGAAGACGAUAUGGAGGACCUAGACAGUGAUCCUGAACUCGACAUCGAUAGUAGCGGAGAGAUAAUAUAUGCAAUGUGAUUAUAAUCGUGCACAUAGAAGGGUGAUCAUCCAACAUUCAUCGAAGUUUACCCUUUGAAACUUUCGGGAGAAUACACAGAAGAGACUAUCAUUUUAUUGCAAGUGUGGGACCAAAAAUACAGGUUUUUCUCCAAUGUCAACCCAGAAUCUAGCAUUUUAUCGGUACAGCCCUUUCGAAGUGAAGUACUUAUGUUCUCU